Molecule: messenger RNA, 1268 nt
Organism: Puntigrus tetrazona (Sumatra barb)
Lineage: Eukaryota; Metazoa; Chordata; Actinopteri; Cypriniformes; Cyprinidae
Gene: iah1
Product: isoamyl acetate hydrolyzing esterase 1 (putative)
Exons: 6
Coding region: 94-810 (238 amino acids)
Molecular function (GO): hydrolase activity, acting on ester bonds
Source: RefSeq, a predicted model, not a curated record
AAGAUUCAAACACCGAAUCGUUUAGAAACGAAUCAGCACGUUGCGGCUUGCUAGCAGACCGGCGGUGCGGGUUUGAGGUCGUCAGGUGUUACUAUGUCGACUCUAAAGAAAGUUACAUGGCCCCAAAUCAUUCUCUUCGGGGACUCAAUAACACAGUUUGCGUUUCAAGCGAACGGAUGGGGAUCCGAAAUCUGCCACAAACUCGCCAGAAAAUGCGACGUAGUAAACAGAGGCUUGUCGGGUUACAACACGAGGUGGGCUAAGAUUGUGCUUCCUCGCGUCGUGCCCGUCUCCGACGCUCCCGUUGCGGCCGUGACCGUCUUCUUCGGCGCUAAUGACUGCGCGUUGGAAGACAGGAACCCCGCGCAGCACGUGCCUCUCCAGGAGUUCACGGAGAACUUAAAGGACAUCGUCAAACACCUGCUGUCCGUAGGAGUGUCCAGUGACAAGAUCAUUUUCAUCACACCACCACCACUCCAAGAAGCCGCCUGGGAGAAAGAGUGCGCGCUAAAAGGCUCAGCUUUGAAUCGUCUGAACUCGGUGGCUGGUCAGUACGCACAGGCCUGCGUUCAGGCUGCUGGACAGUCCGGUGUGGAUGUCCUGGAUCUCUGGACGCUCAUGCAGAAAGACGGACAGGAUUUCUCAGUGUAUCUUUCGGAUGGACUUCAUCUCUCGGAUAAAGGCAAUCAGUUUGUGGCAGAGCAUUUAUGGACACUUCUUGAGAGGCGAGUGACCGAUUUGCCCUUCAUUCUGCCUUACUGGGGGGAUGUGGACCCAAAAUGUCCUGAGAGCAGCCUACUGUGUGAUUAAAACACAGGUCAAAUGACGCACAGCCUAUAAACACACCGCGGUUUUAGUUUGAACAGUUUUACAGACGUUAAAAAAGUAUCUAAGUCACGAGUUGAUUUAAAAACAGGAGGUUAUUUGAGUUUAAUCACAGAUAAUGUUGAAAGUUCUUUCAUUUCAGUUUUCCUGGCAAUUUGAAAUGCAUUUUCUUUUCAGGGUCAUAAAACAGUCAAACACGUCAGUGUAGAGACAUUUUAUUCGUGUGGCUUCAAACCCCAAGAAUACAUGUUAAAUAAAUGGGACAUAACCGAGCAUCAAAAACACAGACACUGAAUGAUAGCGGAUUUAGAUCAGAUACAGCUUUCUACAUCCAAGUGAGGCGUUUUUAAUUACUUCUGAUUUGAUAUACAGGAAGGUAGGAAACAAUACAAAACUUAUACGCAGUCGUUUGACUUAUUAUGGCACGUUAAAAUUGAAUACAA